Molecule: messenger RNA, 1763 nt
Organism: Saccostrea cuccullata (small rock oyster)
Lineage: Eukaryota; Metazoa; Mollusca; Bivalvia; Ostreida; Ostreidae
Product: neuronal acetylcholine receptor subunit alpha-6-like
Exons: 1
Coding region: 312-1532 (406 amino acids)
Biological process (GO): chemical synaptic transmission; signal transduction; nervous system process
Cellular component (GO): plasma membrane; neuron projection; synapse
Molecular function (GO): transmembrane signaling receptor activity; excitatory extracellular ligand-gated monoatomic ion channel activity; transmitter-gated monoatomic ion channel activity involved in regulation of postsynaptic membrane potential
Source: RefSeq, a predicted model, not a curated record
ACAUUCUCAAAUCGUGUUUGUUAUUUAAACAAUGCAAUUUAAAGUAUACUUGCUGUCAAUUUAAUACGCAGGAUAAAUACUUCUGGUCUUUUUUUUGUGUUUUUGAAGAGGAUAAGAUUUCCAAAUGAAUAAGGGUUUCACUUUCUGUAGCAGAUCACGCAGAAUUUACAAGGGUUGAUUUGGACUACAGAGGGAUUUGAAAAAAAACAACAACAGAUAUUUAGACUGGUUAAAUAUUGGAGCUUUUUUCGAUAUUGAAGUUAUAUUUUUCGUCCUAUCUUUGUAUAUAUAUUCCUUAAUUUUCGAGGAAUAUGAAGUGGACUCAUAACUUUAUUCUGUGUUUAUUGUUCCUAAAAGGAUCGUUUACAGCAAACAUCACAGAAGUGGAAACUUUAUAUAAUAAUUUGUUGUCUAACUACAAUAAAUACGUGCGGCCGCUGACUUCCACUGAUAUCCCAGUGUUGGUGAAUACCACGUACAGUCUUGUAGGAAUUAAAGAAUUUGAUGAAGUUAAUGGCAAGUUUUCUGUGAUCGGCUUCUUCACGAUUACAUGGAUAGAUUCCCGUCUGGCCUGGGAUCCAUCGUUGUACAGUCAAUUAUACAUGACAGAACUUCCCGAGUCCAAGGUCUGGAUACCCAAUCUUACUCUGAUCAAUCCUUACGAAAAGAUUGAAAACUUGGCCAAGGGACUUUUCCCUGUUACAUACGUGUUUAAUGGCAUCGCUUACUGGUCACCUGGUGAAGUCACAUCUACAGGAUGUGAGGUAGAUGUGACGUAUUAUCCAUUUGAUACCCAGUCUUGCAGCAUGAUGUUGAUGUGCUGGGGAUACGAACCUACUGCUAUCGUCACACAAGCGUCUGACCCAGAGAUUGGAAUGGCUUAUUACGCAGAACAUGGUACUUGGGAACUUGUUGAUAAGAAGUUAAUAACUCAUCUUGACUCAUUUCAUUCUUACAUUAGCAUUGAUAUUAAAAUGAAAAGACGCCCAGCCUUUGCUGUAAUAAACAUUGUUCUUCCAAUGGUUUUCAUGCUGGUUUUGAAUCUUCUUGUCUUCAUUUUACCCGUAGAUGGCGGUGAACGCGUCUCAUAUGCUAUCACCGUAUUGUUAGCAAUAGCCGUGUUUCUAACUCUUGUGGGAGACAACUUGCCUAAAACGUCGAAACCCACGGCUUUAUUGUCGUACUUUCUCCUAGUGGAUCUGGUACUAAGUUCUUUGAUUUGUUUCUUUGUUAUUAUCGGAAUGUCCUUUUAUUAUAAAGACAAGAAGGAAACUCCUGUUCCGAAAUCACUCGCCAGCAUAGUGAGACUGUGUUGUCAUCGCAGAUGUACCCGUCGUGCGGAGAACACGACAGUUGUAGAAGCGUACGAUCCAAAAUCGUCACACAAAAAAGUUCCGUUUACGGAUGACGACGAAGAAGAAGAGGAAGUGACGUGGAAAAUGGUUUCCAAGUGUUUUGAUAAAUUUAUGCUCACGUCUUGCCUUCUGAUCAUAAUUUCUUCGACUGUGGCCUUUUUCGUUAUGACAAUGUGAUUUUAUCAGUUCAACAGAAGCUGUUUGCAUGAAGCGCACUGGCAUGUGAUUUUGUCCACAUCAAGUUAACUUUUACGUAUGAGAAAAGUAAAGAAAUUAAGCUGCCCUCCACUUGACACUCAGUAAAAAUUGAGGAGUAGCAAUGCCAGUAUAUUAAUUAACUUUUGUUUAAUUAGUUAAACGAUCAACUUAAACGAUUUGGGAGAUUUUUUAAAAAGAGUCACUAAAUUC